UGUUAUCACUCUACGAAAUGAUUGGAAUUCAUCAUAUUUUUGACAUGGUACAUACUGGCAUUUUCCAAGAAAAUGCUGAUUGCAGUUCCCUCCCUCCCGACUCGUGUAGCGGUGUGUAUACCAUCCAAACCGAUACCGGAAUGAACAUUGAUGUAUUUUGUGAAAUGGAUAUUGACAAAGGUGGUUGGACAGUAAUUCAAAGACGAUUUGAUGGUUCCAUAGAUUUCUUUAGAUACUGGCAUGACUACAAAACUGGAUUUGGAGACGUUGCUGGGGAACAUUGGCUUGGAAAUGACCACAUUUACGCAAUAACGCAACAAAGAUCCUACAAAGCACGAUUCGACCUUGAAGAUUUUGAGGGACGAACGAGAUACGCCAUCUACACUACGUUCAGUAUUGGUAACGGAGGAACAAAUUACACACUGAGUUUGAAGGGCUAUAGUGGAAAUGCAGGAGAUGCUAUUAAACCUGAACGUACAAAAGCCAGAAUCAAUGGUAUGAUGUUCAGUACACGUGACCGAGACAAUGAUCCUCACAUGACUAAACAUUGUGCUGUUAAAAAUCAGGGAGGAUGGUGGUUUAAUCAGUGUACACAAGCAAAUAUAAACGGCAUUUACGGCAUGAAUGUAACGGACGAAACCAAUAUCAACUGGAAGACCUGGCAAGAUGAUACUCCAUUGAAACAAACGAGAAUGAUGAUAAAGUCGAACUGAUAAGAGAAGAAGAAAUGAAUAAAUCUUUUUUGUUCAUUU
Molecule: messenger RNA, 752 nt
Organism: Mytilus trossulus (common blue mussel)
Lineage: Eukaryota; Metazoa; Mollusca; Bivalvia; Mytilida; Mytilidae
Product: ficolin-2-like
Exons: 5
Coding region: 18-713 (231 amino acids)
Source: RefSeq, a predicted model, not a curated record